AAUUUACUGAUGCUACAAAAAUGCUUUUGAAUUUCCCACGUGCCGCCAUAGCAACACGCUGUUUAUUUGCAUGUCGUUACAGGAAAAUCUCUUUCAAAAUAACACUGGACAAAAUUACCAAAAAACAUGGUUAGAAUAACGGAACAGUUGAUUCGCAAGCGCUCCGAGCACAACGAGCUCAUCAUCGGCACGCUGGAAGAGCUGUCCCUGCACCAGGAGGACAUCGAGUGCAUCGAGCACAUCGGAAGCUGGUGCCGCGAGCUGAAGAUCCUGUUUCUGCAGUCAAAUCUGAUCUCGCGGAUUGAGAAUGUGCACAAGCUGAAAAAGCUCGAGUAUCUCAACUUGGCCGUUAACAAUAUCGAGCGGAUCGAGAACUUGGAAGGGUUGGAGUCGCUGAACAAGCUGGAUUUAACGUUGAACUUUGUUGGGGAGUUGACUUCGGUGGAAACGCUGCGGGGAAAUUACAACUUGCGGGAGCUUUAUUUGACGGGGAAUCCUUGUACGGACUAUGCUGGAUAUCGGGAUUACGUGAUCUGUGCGCUGCCACAGUUGGAAUCGCUGGACGGGGUGGAGAUAACGAGGACGGAUCGGUUGAAGGCUUCCAAGGAUUUUAGGGUUAAUCGAGCGAGGAUCGUGCAGCUUGAGUUGAAGCAUCGGAUUGAUCGGGAUGAGCAGAAGGUUCGGGUUGAGGAAUCACUGCGGGAACAGGAAGAAAGCGUUAAGGAUUUGGACGAGGAGCAACGGGCAACUCAGUUUUGGCAGCAGAAGAGCGAACACUGUCCGGAGACGAGGAACAUGAUGGCCAAGUACGCCAAAAAGGGAAGGGAACGGCCCGAGGUGGGUGUAGGUAAUGGGGAGAAGGUUCCACAGAGAACGUUGAAAUUGUUUGCAGAAUGUGGAAGGCCGUACAGUUUGAACGAGGCGAAGAUCAAGUUUGAAUUUUUGGACGAAGACGAUCGAUACGAGCUGAAUUUGCACAUUUAUAAAUUCUUGGACACUUCCUGCAUUGAAGUGGAUGCUCAACCAAACUACAUCCGAGCUACGAUCAAGGGGAAAGUUUUCCAGCUGGCAUUGAAAGACGAAAUCAAGACGGACGAGUCCACGUGUAAGCGUUCCACAACUACCGGGCAAAUGUUAAUUGUGAUGCCCAAGUUGAAUCCCCAGAAUAUUUCGUUCAGGGAACCGGAAGUCUACAGCAAAGUAAGGCGAGAUGCUGCUGCCAAGACCGACCUAAAAGGGACCGUCGACUACAAGAACAUUAUCAAAAAAGGCGGCAAAUCUGCGGAAAUCAACGAGGAUGAGAUCCCCCCUCUAAUUUAGUUGGACAGUGAUAUCUCUCUAGUACUGUAAACAGUCUAAAUAAACUUACCAAAAAUAA
Culex pipiens pallens (northern house mosquito) is the source of this 1378-nucleotide messenger RNA. It is a transcript of the gene tilB, whose product is annotated as protein tilB. The record is from RefSeq and is a predicted model, not a curated record. Gene Ontology annotation, biological process: outer dynein arm assembly. Gene Ontology annotation, cellular component: cytoplasm. The transcript is spliced from 4 exons. Gene Ontology annotation, molecular function: protein binding. Bases 127 to 1320 code for a protein of 397 amino acids. NCBI's taxonomy places the organism in Eukaryota, Metazoa, Arthropoda, Insecta, Diptera, Culicidae.